AUGACCAAACUCUCCGAAUCAGUCGACCCAUCACUAAAAGCCCACACAGAGCUAGUGAACUGGUUCACCCAACAUGGCGGCAACGUAGACAAAAGCGUGCGCAUAGCCACAGACGCCUCGCGCGGCGUGCACCUGCAAGUGAAGAAAGACUGGUCAGCACCAAUCUCAAAGGAAACCAGAGUAAUCAACACUCCAAUCAACGUGUCAAUGUCCUGGUUCAAUGCUAUGAACUACCAGUCGCCACGGGGCUCGUUCCCCAAUCAUGGCGUGGAGUUCUCGCGUUCUUGGAUGGAGAGUGUUGGGCCCGAGGAGACUUCUGCUUUCUUCUUAAUGGGUCAGUAUCUGCGGGGCUCGGAGGGAUUCUGGUAUCCGUAUCUUUGUACGUUGCCUCAGCCUGGGCAGUUGAGUACGCCUCUUUUCUUUGAUGGGGAGGAUGUGGAUUGGGUUGUUGGGACUGGUGUUCCUGAGGCUGCGACUGAGAGGAUUAGAAUCUGGGUUGAGAAGUAUGAUCGGGCCAUUGAGGGGCUUGAGGAGAUUGGAUUUGAGGGUGUUGAGUUGUAUACAUGGGAAUUGUAUCUCUGGGCUUCGACUAUUAUUACCUCGCGAGCUUUCUCGGCGAAGGUUCUGUCUGGGGCUGUCGAGCCUGAUGAUCUCCCAGAUGAUGGUGUUUCCGUCUUGCUUCCGCUCAUUGAUCUUCCCAACCAUCGGCCGAUGGCCAAGGUCGAGUGGCGGGCAGGUGAUGAAGAUAUUGGACUUCUUGUGCUUGAGGAUGUUGCACCUGGCGAGGAGAUUUCCAAUAACUACGGUCCCCGUAACAAUGAACAAUUAUUGAUCAACUAUGGGUUCUGUCUCACAAAUAACCCAACCGAUUAUCGCAUUGUCCAACUGGGCGUCAAACCCGACAGCCCACUCAGCAAGGCCAAGGCUCAGCAGCUCGAGAUGUUUCCAGAACUGGCCAAAGUCAAGGAAAAUCAUUAUUACAUCUUCAAUCCAAACUACCCUCUCUUGGGCCCGGACACAGCUAUGGAACACUCCAUCUUCUCACCGGCAUUGUUCAAUGCCUUGACAAUCAUGGAAUCCAACCCGCGCGAACGCAAGAUGCUUGAAAUCACAGAGGCUUCUAUUCGCAUUACCCCAGCUUAUGGAAACGGCCACUGCAUCUACGCCGCACUGGCCCAGAUGAGUUUCGAGCUUAUGGCACACGCAAUCAACCUCAAGGCCAGCGCAGAAGAUCUCCCCUCGCAACCAAAGACACUGAACCAAACUCAUGCGAAAGUCUACCGAGAUAGUCUCAUCACGAUAGAUGAGUCUGCCCUGAUAAUAGCCUUAUGGACCAUCUCACGCGGAAGGGCUCAUGGACGCGGCGAGGGCUGGGAAGACACCAAGGCCUUGAUAGCCGAGCACGACGCUCGCGUACCAGCAGGCCUUCUCCCAGAAGAAGUUCUUUCUCGGAUCCGCGUGCGCAUCCUGGAGCGUCCAUCUAUCAUCACUAAGAACGGAGAGCUGUUCAGAUUAGUUGAGAUGUUCAACCUCCUCCCGGCAGAGAUGCAGGGUCCAGCUCAGGCAUGCUUCAACCGCCUCGUGCAAAACAUAGGACCUGAAGUCCCGACUAUGCCAACUGACCCGACCAAUUUGUUCGCUACGUUGAUUUGCUUGUUUGUUGCGACUUACAACUCGCCCGAAGCACGAUCGAAAUUGCCAUCGCGUGUCACUCGAUGGUUGGCGUUCUUGCUUGAAAACUAUCCUUUGCAAUUGGAUACUACUGAAAACAUCCAGCCUGAUCUUGAGCAAUCGAGGGAUACCCUUCGCUUGUUCCAGGAGUAUAUCAUUGCGGCACAGCCAGGUCAAUGGGCAUCCAUGGAUGGUGUCGAUUGGCUUAUGCAGAAUAGUGGGUGGCUAGCUCCGGAGUGGAUUCAGUGGUCAUGGACUGUGGCAAGCUCGGAAAUGGUUAUGCUUCCACUGGAGCCAUUGCAGAUUCUGAAGAUGGACGGUCCUCUGCGCUUGAACAAACAACCUGUUCUCUAUAUCCCGCAGGAGCAGUAG
Penicillium canescens is the source of this 2043-nucleotide messenger RNA. RefSeq names its product SET domain protein. Lineage: Eukaryota; Fungi; Ascomycota; Eurotiomycetes; Eurotiales; Aspergillaceae. Gene Ontology annotation, biological process: peptidyl-lysine monomethylation. The transcript has 4 exons. The record is from RefSeq and is a predicted model, not a curated record. Bases 1 to 2043 code for a protein of 680 amino acids. Gene Ontology annotation, molecular function: protein-lysine N-methyltransferase activity.